Messenger RNA from Mollisia scopiformis, 669 nucleotides. RefSeq lists its product as uncharacterized. The record is from RefSeq and is a predicted model, not a curated record. Gene Ontology annotation, molecular function: transferase activity, transferring alkyl or aryl (other than methyl) groups. The transcript has a single exon. Lineage: Eukaryota; Fungi; Ascomycota; Leotiomycetes; Helotiales; Mollisiaceae. Gene Ontology annotation, cellular component: membrane. The annotation marks the transcript as partial.
GUCUACAAAGAGUGCCGAGUAACUGAAUCUCUCCUCCGUUCGAACUUUGGUCAAGGCACUGGCGCCUCGAUAAUCUUUCUACUCCCUACCAUCUUCAUCCAUCGGACGCCUAUCAUCCCUGCGCUUCAGUUGAUCCUCAAAAUCAUCAUCUUGGGCAGUAUCUUCCAAUACACUUUCGAUAUCGUCAAUCAAACAACUGGUGUGCUCGAAGAUACGAUCAAUAAACCGUACCGGCCGGUUCCCAGUGGUCUCAUAACAUUGCGGGGAGCGAAGAAACGCUGGCUCUUGACAUGGAUUUUGUCGCCAUUGUUAACUGCUGCAAUUUCUGGGAGGUACGCAGCUUUAUGGCAACUUGUAUGGCAGCUGGAUGUUGGAUUCUGCUAUGCUUGGCCGCGGCCUAACGGUCCAAUUACUCGUAACUCUUUUAUUGUUCUCGGAACUCUAGCCCUCGUAUCACACGCCAACGCAAUAGCAGCGGAUCAAUACCCAGAUCGAAAUAUGGAUUUUAUGUUGCGAUCUGCUCUAUCCAUUUGGGCUGGAAUGGUCGCACAUCUUCAAGAGUUCCAUGAUGUCGUAGGAGACAAGGCGUCUGGAAAGCGAACUUUGGCUGUAAUUCUGGCGCCGAGCAGAAUUUGGCUCGUAAGAAAAGUCACAUGCUUGAUAUUUGUU